Molecule: messenger RNA, 978 nt
Organism: Brenthis ino (lesser marbled fritillary)
Lineage: Eukaryota; Metazoa; Arthropoda; Insecta; Lepidoptera; Nymphalidae
Source: the annotation of a GenBank genome assembly
AUGAACAUUCAACGCACUCCUCCUAAAACUUCUAAAACUAAGUCCUCAUUACGGCAGGGACAGUCACUAUCUGAAUCGGACAUCUCAUGUACCCCAGUGCAGAAGAGAACAGAGGAAAAAUUGAGUUCAAAUGUGACACUAAGAGGCAAGCGCCAACGGCUUGAAGACUCACCCAAUACAGAAACAACCGAAAUUUCUCGACAGCUUUGUGAUUUCAAAAAAGAAGUAAUGGAAAUGCUCACUUCAUGGAAGAAUGAACAAGAUCUGCUGUUCGCGGGACUAGUUAGGGACGUGGGUGACCUAAAAACCCAAUGCGCUCAAAUUCAACAAUCAUACUCUGAAAUAGAUCAAAGCCUUACAUUCAUGAACGAAUCAUAUGAGGAAAUAAAAAACAAACUAACCGAAACAGAAAUGCGAAGAAAAGAGAGUGAAGACCGUGUCGCUCAACUUGAAAUGCUUAUCCAAGAUUUUCAACUUCAAUCCCGCCAAGCUACCAUCGAACUGAGAAAUGUUCCCAUAAAACCUAAAGAGACUACUGAAGAUUUAUUUUCCACUCUAUCAGAAGUUGGCAACGUUAUAAAUGUUGAAGUACAAUCUAAAGACGUACGUGAUGUUUAUCGACUACCAGGCAAUUCAGGAAUACCCAGACCAAUUGUAGCAGAAUUUACUUCUGUUAAGAAAAAAACGGAAUUUUUAACCAACGUUCGGCGCUUCAAUAAACAGCUUCCUUUGGCAGACAAAUUGAACACAAAAACGAUUGGCAUGGCUGGAGACAAGAAACCAAUUUAUGUUGAUGAACAUCUCUUGCCAUCCAAGAAAAAACUUUUCUUUGAUGCUCGCGCUUUUGCGAAAUCUAAUAAUUUCCACUGUUGGAGUUCGAAUGGAAGGAUUUUCUUACGUAAAGAUACUAAAGAUCCAAAUGAUAAACCAACUCAAAUAAAAACCGAUAAAUGUUUACUUGCAUUGGUUAAAAAACAA